UAUAAUCCACGUCUCUCUCUCUCUCUCUCUCUUUCUCUCUCUACAGCAGAGAGCAGUAUUUAGGGGCCUCUGUUCCUACCAAAUGCUUUAAUUUUCUUUGACAACCCCCUUUGAAAAUUGCAGUUUUUGAGCUCGAAUCGCCUCUCUUCUUUUUGUCAAGCCUUUAUCUUCUUCUAAACCUCGACUUUUUCUCUCGUCCUCCCUCAACUUUCCACCAUAGCUUUCGUUACUGGCUUCCCCCCAAAUAUCUCUCUCUGUAUUCACUGAAUCUCACAUACCCUGUUUUGUCUCUCUCUGCUUGUCUGAUGUAUAAGCAGCAUCUCGUGAGUGGUUUUAGCUCCUACCCUUCAGAAGCUUUCGCGUCCUCGGCGAUUUUUUGAGGUGCUCGGUUUCGGGCUCUUCGAUUCUUGAAGAAUUUUCGAUCUCUCUCUUUUUUUCUUCUCUUUUAUCUGUGGGCGAUCAGCAGUUUCGAGAAAUGGAGGACAUGGCUAGGCUCGGGAAGGAAGACGAUCAGAUAGAGUUGCCGCCGGGGUUCAGGUUCCACCCGACGGACGAAGAGCUCAUCACCCAUUAUCUGCAGAAGAAGGUGGGGGACGCUGGCUUCUCCGCCAAAGCCAUCGGAGAAGUGGAUUUGAACAAGUCCGAGCCCUGGGAUUUGCCUUGGAAGGCGAAAAUGGGGGAGAAGGAAUGGUAUUUCUUCUGCCUGAGGGACAGAAAAUACCCGACUGGUUUGAGGACCAACAGAGCCACCGAAUCCGGUUACUGGAAGGCCACGGGGAAAGACAAGGAGAUCUACAGGGGAAAAUCUCUGGUUGGUAUGAAGAAAACCUUGGUUUUCUACAGAGGGAGGGCUCCAAAGGGGGAGAAGACGAAUUGGGUCAUGCAUGAAUACAGAUUGGAAGGAAAAGUCUCUCUGAAUUAUCUCCCCAGGGCUUCGAAGAACGAGUGGGUCAUUUGCAGGGUCUUCCAGAAGAGCUCUGGUGGGAAGAAAAUCCACAUCUCGAGCCUCGUGGCGGCGGGGUCUCUCGAGAACGAAAUGAGCUCCGGCUUGCCGCCGUUAACGGAUUCCUCUCCUCACGAUUCGAAGACGGAAUCCAACCCCGGAUCGGCUUACGUGCCCUGCUUCUCCAGCCCAACAGAGUUCGAAAGGAACAAGGAAAACACGAACAAUUACUUCAACAAUCCCAUGUUCCCCAUCUCCUCGAACCCCACGAACCCCACCCCCAAAAUCUCGCUCUUGAGCCCAGUGUACCCUCACCAGGCCAUCCCCGUCCCAGCCAAUUGGCAACCUGGGGGCCCCGUCUUCAUGCCCGAGCACUCGGUCCUCAGGGCUCUGCUCGAGGGCACCGGGCUGAACGCGAGGCAGAGCGCGAGGGCGGAGCGGGAGGCGAUCAGCAUCUCCCAAGAGACAGCGCUGACCAACGACUUGAACACCGAGAUCUCCUCCGUCAUGCAGGAUUUCGAAAUGGGGAGGAGGCAGUUCGAGGAUCAGCAGCAAGUUCCAUCGACCUUAGCUGGACCAAUGGACGUGGACCUCCUCUGGAACUAUUCAAGUUAGAAAAAAAAAAAUCCGCGCACGUUCCUGAGCAAGAUAAAUAUUGAGAUUGGUCAUUUGUUAUGUUAAAAUUUAUGGGUGAGCGUGGACCUGUUGUAUAGAUUUUCUAAAAUCCCAAGUAGUGAUCGAGAGAUAGUGAAGCAUGGUUUCUGUAAUGAUUGUCUAUAUGCAUUUGUAAGGAGAUUCUAGUUGCAAGUUCCUCAAUGAAUAUUUUAGAAGCGUGAUGUUUCUGUA
This is a messenger RNA of Eucalyptus grandis, 1789 nucleotides long. RefSeq names its product NAC domain-containing protein 100. Gene Ontology annotation, biological process: regulation of DNA-templated transcription. Gene Ontology annotation, molecular function: DNA binding. Lineage: Eukaryota; Viridiplantae; Streptophyta; Magnoliopsida; Myrtales; Myrtaceae. The record is from RefSeq and is a predicted model, not a curated record.